Solanum stenotomum is the source of this 706-nucleotide messenger RNA. RefSeq names its product serine decarboxylase 1-like. The transcript has a single exon. Bases 1 to 513 code for a protein of 170 amino acids. NCBI's taxonomy places the organism in Eukaryota, Viridiplantae, Streptophyta, Magnoliopsida, Solanales, Solanaceae. The record is from RefSeq and is a predicted model, not a curated record.
AUGCCUUGUGGUGUCCAAAUAACAAGAAAAAGCUACAUCAAUAAUCUCUCAACAAAUGUGGAGUACAUUGCUUCUGUGGAUGCCACUAUUUCUGGUAGUCGUAACGGUUUAACUCCAAUUUUCUUAUGGUAUAGCUUGAGCGCAAAAGGUCAAAUUGGCCUGCAAAAGGAUGUUAAAAGAUGUCUCGACAAUGCUAAAUAUUUGAAAGAUCGUCUUCAGAAAGAAGGGAUAAGUGUCAUGCUGAAUGAGCUUAGCAUCAUAGUUGUACUUGAAAGGCCUCGUGACCAUGAAUUUGUCCGACGUUGGCAACUUUCAUGCGUCAAAGAUAUGGCACAUGUUAUUGUUAUGCCAGGCAUCACACGAGAAAUGCUUGACAAUUUCAUCAGUGAAUUAGUUCAACAAAGAAAACAGUGGUACAAAGAUGGAAAAGCAGAGGCUCCUUGUAUUGGAGAGGAUAUUGGUGCUCAAAAUUGUGCGUGCUCUUAUCAUAAGAUUGACUACAUCUGUCCUUAGAAGACAAACAACACAAGAUCAUCUUCCACUUUAAAAUUGGAGUUUUUGAGAGCUCUCUAAUUUGUUUAUAUGUCUUCCAUAAAGAUGACAUUUUAUUAAUUCUUUAUGAAUUUUGAUUUUGAUUUCCCACAAUGGUACAACCGGACGACAUAAAUGUAACAUUUUUUAAUAAAAAAGUUUGAGCACUCUUUUA